AUGGUGUGGCCGAGGUUUUCGAGGGCACCUUUCUCUUCAGGAAGGAUUCAAUCAAGUAUUUUUCAUCGUUUUCACACUUCCAACAGAACUCUUUGUCGCAAUUUUCAAAUGCAAGAGCAACCAUACAGAUGCGAUGUUGAUGCCGAGCCACUAUACCGGUAUCAACCCGGGGGUUAUCAUCCUCUCAGAUUGGGGCAGGUUCUAAAGAAUGGACGAUACAGGAUUCUCCAUAAGCUAGGCUGGGGCAGUUAUUCUACUACGUGGGCGGCAAAGGACGAACAGAAUAGCCAAUAUGUCGCUGUCAAGAUUUCAGUCGCCGACAUGGGACGAAGACACGAGCUUGACGUAUUGCGGGCAAUAUCAGCUUUUCCAAGACACCAUCCUGGGUGGCCCCACUUGAACCAUAUGUUGGACAAUUUUACUUUGGAUGGUCCGAAUGGAACCCAUGAUUGUCUCGUCCUAGAACUCGUUGGCCCAAACGUGGCGGAUGCUGUUGCAUCGUACUACAAUGAUGACAGGCUUCCAGCCAAGCUUGCAAAGCUUUUUGCUAAACAGACUCUGCAAGGGCUUGAUCUCCUCGCAUCCCACGACAUUGGCCAUGGCGUGAGAAGACUGGACGGCAAGUCUCUGGAACGCAACGUCCCAUCCUAUCUGGUUCGGCCCGCCCAAUUCUGGAAAAGAUACAUGCUCCUACCGUCUCCCUCUGUCAAGAUUAUUGACUAUGGAGAGGCGUUUUUUAACAACAACCCUCCAAACACACUGCAUACCCCAUUGUCUCUUUUUGAACUUGUCACUGGCCAACCUCCUUUUGACGUCUUCAUGCUAACCCCCCCUAUUCUUGUUCAACAAAUGAUGGAAUUCGCCACUGACAGGCUACCAACACGGUGGCAGGUCAAAUGGCAAGCCAUGAAACACGAUUUGCCUGAAGAUGAAGGUGGAUAUACACUUCCACAAUGGUUGGAAGAGAUCUACUUCGAUGACAAUAAACGCGUCGAAUUCACGAGGGAGGAUAUUGCGAGUGUAGCUAAGCUGGUCGAACGAAUGUUGAAGUUUGAGCCGUCUCUUAGGAUCGUGGCAAGCGAUGCUGUUGCUGAUGCUUGGUUCGAUCGAAAAUGA
Fusarium vanettenii 77-13-4 is the source of this 1116-nucleotide messenger RNA. RefSeq lists its product as uncharacterized. The transcript is spliced from 4 exons. NCBI's taxonomy places the organism in Eukaryota, Fungi, Ascomycota, Sordariomycetes, Hypocreales, Nectriaceae. The record is from RefSeq and is a predicted model, not a curated record. Gene Ontology annotation, biological process: protein phosphorylation; regulation of mRNA processing; spliceosomal complex assembly. Gene Ontology annotation, molecular function: ATP binding; protein kinase activity. Bases 1 to 1116 code for a protein of 371 amino acids.